AUGGAUUCAUUUGCGCGGCGCAAACAAUCCGAGUCAGGCCCCAGACCACACAUUGCGAUUGUCGGCGCCGGCCUCGCUGGUUUGCGUUGUGCCGAUAUUCUCAUCCAAUAUGGCCUGCUGGUAACCAUCAUCGAAGGCCGGACGCGCCUCGGCGGACGCGUGGUCCAGGAUAAACUUCCCAAUGGAUAUACCGUUGACCUGGGCCCGAACUGGAUACACGGCACCGACGACAACCCCAUACUUGACCUGGCCAAAGAGACAGAUACCGCCGUCGGCAGCUGGGAUCACCGGACUUACAUGGUCGACGAGGAUGGAAUCUUGCUUGACCCUGCGGAUAGCGAACACUACUCCAGCAUCAUGUGGGGCAUUAUCCAGGACGCUUUUCAACACUCAAACAAGAACACUGCCAGCAUUCAUCCCGACGAGAGCCUCUGGGACUUUUUCCAGGAAAGGCUGGUUGAGAAGAUACCCGAAACGGAAGAGGACUACGCCAAGAAACGCUCCAUUGUUCUUCAAGUUGCUGAAUCUUGGGGCGCGUUCAUUGGAACUCCGGUUCAGACCCAAAGCCUGAAGUUCUUUUGGUUGGAAGAGUGCAUAGACGGCGAAAACCUCUUUUGCGCCGGCACCUACGAGAAGAUCCUCGAACGGGUCGCGGAGCCGGUAAGACACAACGCGGACAUCAUGUACGAUGCCCGCGUCACCAAAGUAGAGCUCAAGACGCCGGACCGCCUGAAACCAAGGGUUCACACCGAUACCGGCCACGUACUCGAGUUUGACGAAGUUGUCAUGACUGCCCCUCUUGGGUGGCUGAAGAAGAACCUGCAGGCAUUCGAUCCGCCCCUACCUGAGCGGGUUGAGCGCGGUAUCAAGGCCAUCGGGUACGGAUGUCUCGAAAAGGUUUACAUUACUUUCCCCAAGGCGUUCUGGCUCGCUUCCGACGACGCCGACGGCCCAAGGGUGCAGGGCUUUUGCCAGUGGCUGGCCCCUACGUACUCUGCCAAAUUGAACCCGAAGCGGUGGAACCAGGAGAUUGUCGAGCUCGCGUCGCUGGGCCCGGACUCGCACCCGACACUGCUAUUCUACAUUUUCGGAGACGAGUCCAAAUACAUUACGGAGGAAGUGGCGAAGCUGAAGACGAUACCCGAGAGAAACUAUUUCCUUUACGAUUUUUUCAGGCCGUACUACUCCCGGAUGCCGGGCUACGACGAGAGGUCGCCCGACUGCAGGCCCACGGGAUGCUUGGCGACGGACUGGCUGCGCGACGAUCUCGCAGGCAACGGCAGCUACAGUAACUUUCAGGUGGGACUGGAGGAGGGCGAUAAGGACGUCGAGGCGAUGCGUGAGGGCGUGCCGGAGGGCGGGCUGUGGCUGGCCGGCGAGCACACGGCGCCGUUCGUCGCAUUGGGCACGGCGACGGGUGCGUAUUGGAGCGGUGAGAGUGUCGGUCGGAGGGUGGCUGAAGCCUACGGGAGGACUGGUAGCAGCGCGGAUCAAGAGUAG
This is a messenger RNA of Colletotrichum chrysophilum, 1500 nucleotides long. RefSeq lists its product as uncharacterized. The coding region runs from base 1 to 1500 and encodes 499 amino acids. Gene Ontology annotation, molecular function: oxidoreductase activity. NCBI's taxonomy places the organism in Eukaryota, Fungi, Ascomycota, Sordariomycetes, Glomerellales, Glomerellaceae. The transcript is spliced from 3 exons. The record is from RefSeq and is a predicted model, not a curated record.